AUGGAGCGCCGGCAGCGACUCGAAAAGGCCUACGAUGAAAUUGCUAGGAAGGCACCUGUUCCCGCCAUUGACUUUACCGUUCAUACCAUGGACGAUGGGGAACAGGUGUCUACCGUUGAACGCGUGAUUAAAGAUGUCCAGGCUCCCGCCUUCCAGCUCCCCACGCCCGAACAAUUCUGGAGUAAGAAGGACCCAUCAAAACCUGAUAUUCAAUUUUUAAAAAACCACUUUUACCGUGAAGGUCGCCUUACGCAUGAUCAGGCUCGUUACAUCCUGAACAAAGCGACUGAACUCCUGCGUUCGGAGCCGAAUCUUCUCGAGCUAGACGCACCUAUUACUGUUUGUGGUGACAUCCAUGGUCAAUACUAUGACUUAAUGAAGCUUUUUGAAGUGGGAGGCAAUCCUGCUGACACGCGAUACCUCUUCUUGGGCGACUAUGUGGACCGAGGAUACUUUUCGAUUGAAUGUGUACUUUACCUGUGGUCUCUGAAGCUAUGGUACCCCAACACACUUUUCCUUCUCCGUGGUAACCAUGAAUGUCGUCAUUUGACGGACUACUUUACGUUCAAGCUGGAAUGCAAACAUAAAUAUUCAGAAGAAAUCUACGAUCUCUGUAUGGAAUCGUUCUGUGCGUUACCUUUGGGCGCCGUGAUGAACAAACAGUUCCUUUGCAUUCACGGAGGUCUCUCUCCUGAAUUCCAAACGCUUGAUGAUUUGCGGGCCAUCAACAGGUUCCGCGAGCCUCCAACUCACGGGCUGAUAUGUGAUCUGCUGUGGGCUGAUCCGCUGGAAGAAUUCGGGCAGGAGAAUACAAAUGAGAACUUUGUGCAUAACCAUGUGCGUGGAUGCUCCUACUUUUUCACGUACCAUGCUGCGUGUCAGUUCCUGGAGCGGAAUAACCUAUUGUCGAUUAUCCGUGCGCAUGAAGCACAGGAUGCCGGAAAAACCAAGGUGACUGGCUUCCCCUCGGUUAUGACUAUUUUCUCUGCGCCUAACUACCUCGAUGUUUACAAUAACAAGGCUGCUGUUCUCAAGUACGAAAAUAAUGUUAUGAAUAUCCGUCAAUUCAACUGCACGCCUCAUCCGUAUUGGCUGCCUAACUUUAUGGAUGUCUUCACAUGGAGCCUUCCAUUUGUAGGCGAAAAAAGUUCGUUUCUCUUUGCACUGACAUUUAGUGACUGA
Malassezia sympodialis ATCC 42132 is the source of this 1182-nucleotide messenger RNA. RefSeq lists its product as uncharacterized. Gene Ontology annotation, biological process: calcineurin-mediated signaling. The record is from RefSeq and is a predicted model, not a curated record. Bases 1 to 1182 code for a protein of 393 amino acids. The transcript is spliced from 2 exons. NCBI's taxonomy places the organism in Eukaryota, Fungi, Basidiomycota, Malasseziomycetes, Malasseziales, Malasseziaceae. Gene Ontology annotation, molecular function: calmodulin-dependent protein phosphatase activity.